UGGAGACACGUGACAUACAGAAAAUUCCAUAUCAUACAAACUUUAUUUAUAUAGAAUAAUCUUCCAGCAAAUGAAUAAAUUGGAUCUAAAUUCAUCUUCUACAAUGGAGCAACAAAAGGAUUCACAACCAAAGUGGGAAGCAAAAGUCUCAACAACAAUACAAAAGGUAAGUGCAAACCAAAUAUUUUCUCUUUUCAAAGAUUUUUUUGGCCUAAACAAAUGGUUUCCUAGCUUGUCAACAUGUUAUGGCAUCCACGGCGAAAAUGGCGAGGUCGGUUGCAUACGAUAUUGUACCGGAUUCUCUCUCCCUCCAGAGAGUGGUGGUGUUGUCACUGGAGAAGCCCCGGUGAGCGGUUGGUCCAAGGAGAGGUUGGUUGCUAUUAAUCCAAUUGAGAGGAUAUUAAGUUAUGAGAUGGUGGAUUGUAACAUUGGGUUUAAGUCAUACUUUUCAACGGUCAAGAUUGUUCCAAAUGGAGUUGAUGGUCAAGAUGGAUGUGUGAUUGAGUGGUUUAUCACCGUAGAUCCAGUUGUAGGGAUGAGAUUGGAGGAUUUGGUCAACAAGUAUGAUGUUGGGCUGCAAGGAAUGGGUAAGAACAUGGAAAAUGCCCUAACAAGUUCAUAAGUUAUUUAAUUUUGGGAUUUCAUGUCUUUUUUCCUAUGUCAAUGAAUUCUACUUAAUAAAUGUACUAAUUAAUACUCUCUA
Molecule: messenger RNA, 703 nt
Organism: Solanum stenotomum
Lineage: Eukaryota; Viridiplantae; Streptophyta; Magnoliopsida; Solanales; Solanaceae
Product: lachrymatory-factor synthase
Exons: 1
Coding region: 71-622 (183 amino acids)
Source: RefSeq, a predicted model, not a curated record